Moneuplotes crassus is the source of this 690-nucleotide messenger RNA. NCBI's taxonomy places the organism in Eukaryota, Ciliophora, Spirotrichea, Euplotida, Euplotidae. The record is from the annotation of a GenBank genome assembly.
AUGAAAAAUCUCUUAUUAAUAGGUGGGAACGGAGCUCUAGGAAAAGCUGUGGUUAAUGCAUUUAAAGCUACAGGAGCAUGGAGGAUCUCCAAUAUUGAUGUGACUCAUAAUGAUGAUGUUGAUGAGAAUUAUCUCAUUGAUGGGAACUCCUCAAUUGGACCUCAAGUCAGAACCUUGAGGGAGGAGCAUCUUGAAACUUAUGAUAGCAUCAUUUGUACAGCUGGAGGCUGGGCUGGUGGCUCUAUUAAAGAUGAAGAAGGUCUUGAAAGCUUUGAUAUCAUGCACAAAGUUUGCACUAUGUCUGCUCUUAUGACAGGACAUAUUGCAUCUCAUCAUUUAGCUCCCUCAGGAUUGCUAGUCUUUACAGGAGCUAAGGUAGCUUUCACCGAACCUGCCCCAGGAAUGAUUGGAUAUCAUGUAGCAAAGACUGCUACCCAUGCUAUUGCACAGAACAUGGCAACACUUGAUGAUCUUCAUGAUGAUAACGUUGUCCUAACAAUCCUUCCUGAAACAUUAGAUACUCCAGGAAACAGAGAAGCCAUGCCCGAUGCUGAUUACUCUACAUGGGCUGACUGUGAUCAAGUUGCCUCUCUUCUUAAAAUGUGGGCAAAUGAAGAAAACGUUCCAAAGAACGGCUCCUUCGUUGCUUUAGAAGUAUCUGAAGGUAGCGUCUGCACAAAGUUCCUCUAA